AUGGGAGACCGAUCACGAAGCAGAUCCCCCCGACCAAGGGACAACGGCGACCGAGACCGCCCCAAAAAGACCGGAGGCUUUCGGUGGAAAGACAAAAGUCGCACCGAAGAUUCCCGCGGCGAUGACCGCACACUAGAGCGAGGAUACCGAGACCGCCAAUCCUCUCCUCGGCGCAAUCGAGAUGGCGACCGCUACAGUGACAAACCCAGAGACGACCGCGAUCGACGACGCGACGAUCGGGAUACGCCGCGCGAGGACCGGGAAAAGAAAGUGAAGAAGGAAAAGAAGGUGAAAAAGGUCGCUCCAUCAGAACCUAUGAUCGUUGUUCAUGUCAACGAUCGUUUGGGCACCAAGGCUGCGAUCCCUUGCCUGGCUUCAGAUCCCAUAAGACUAUUCAAAGCCUAUGUGGCUGCUCGGAUUGGUCGCGAAGCUCACGAGAUUCUUCUCAAGCGUCAAGGCGAACGGCCGUUCAAGGACGAGCUCACACUGGAGGAUUACGGUGUGAGCAACGGCGUUCAGCUUGAUUUGGAAGUCGGAACGGGCGAAUAG
Messenger RNA from Penicillium brevicompactum, 549 nucleotides. Its product is annotated as ubiquitin-like protein HUB1. Gene Ontology annotation, cellular component: nucleus; cytoplasm. The transcript has 3 exons. The record is from RefSeq and is a predicted model, not a curated record. Gene Ontology annotation, molecular function: protein tag activity. The coding region runs from base 1 to 549 and encodes 182 amino acids. NCBI's taxonomy places the organism in Eukaryota, Fungi, Ascomycota, Eurotiomycetes, Eurotiales, Aspergillaceae. Gene Ontology annotation, biological process: mRNA splicing, via spliceosome; protein modification process.